Molecule: messenger RNA, 710 nt
Organism: Danio aesculapii
Lineage: Eukaryota; Metazoa; Chordata; Actinopteri; Cypriniformes; Danionidae
Product: fish-egg lectin-like
Exons: 3
Coding region: 28-543 (171 amino acids)
Source: RefSeq, a predicted model, not a curated record
GUCCAAACAAAAACUGUAUGUGGAGCAAUGAAGGUUUAUCAAGGUGUUCUGCUGCUCUUGAGUUGCCAAAUCCUUUACACUCUGGCUUUAGACUGUACCAUAAUGAAUGGUAAUCUGAAGCAGAUUGAUGCUGGGUCUGGUUCAGUGGUUGGAGUGAACGAUCUAAAUCAAGCGUUUGUGCUGCAAGAUGAUGUCUUCAAUCUGGUCAGCAAAUCUCUAAAGCACUUCAGUGUUGGUCCUGCUGGUCAGCUGGGAGUUAACAAAACCUACUACAUCUUCAAAUUGAUAAGUGGCAGAUUUGUUGAGUUUCCAGGUCUUCUCAAGCAGGUGGAUGCUGGAGGUGAUCAGAUCAUUGCAGGCGUCAAUAUGAAUGAUGACAUCUUUUGUUUAAAUAUGGAUGCAAACAACCAAUGGCCAUCCAGCACCACUCCUUGGGUUACCCUUAAUGGAAAGCUUAAGUAUUACAGCUGUGGUCCUUACAGCUGCUGGGGAGUGAACUCAAAUGACCAUAUCUUUAUCAUGAAGGUAAUGUCACCAUGUUAAAUGCAGUGAAUGAAAUAUAAUUUUGUAAAAAAAAAUGUAAUUUUGCACAUAGUGUGGUGUGAGGUAGUAUGAGCACAGACACAAAUGGAAUGGUGGUGGAAGAUUAUAUGGAAGAUAAUUCACUAGUGUGCUUAAACAAUGGUAGGGGAACAAGAUUUAAUAUUAGA